Messenger RNA from Juglans microcarpa x Juglans regia, 1997 nucleotides. RefSeq names its product tRNA pseudouridine synthase A-like. The coding region runs from base 194 to 1744 and encodes 516 amino acids. Gene Ontology annotation, cellular component: nucleus. The record is from RefSeq and is a predicted model, not a curated record. Gene Ontology annotation, molecular function: RNA binding; pseudouridine synthase activity. Gene Ontology annotation, biological process: tRNA pseudouridine synthesis; mRNA pseudouridine synthesis. The transcript is spliced from 2 exons. Lineage: Eukaryota; Viridiplantae; Streptophyta; Magnoliopsida; Fagales; Juglandaceae.
GGGCACACGUGUGUAUUCCCUCCACCUGGCCUACGCUAUUCAAUCAUCUCAACAAAAUAGUAUCCUUUCUUUAAUACGCUUUCGUACUAGGGUUUUAUCAGGGUAUAGCAAUGGAACACAAAGCGACACUCAAAACUGUAAUGGACAUGGCGACCAUGUCGUACAAGCCAGAGCCUCGCACAAACCAUUGAAAAUGGAAAGCUCAGACUCAAAAUCCGACAAAUCUCCGCCUCCGACACAUAAACUAGAAACUGAACAGUCUGAACCCGAACCCAAGAAACUGAAAAUGUCAACCACAACCACCGACGACGACGAAGACACCAGCACCGCCACUGCGGCUCCCGAAACCAACAAAAAGCAAAGAUACAAGCGCCGCAAGAUUGCGAUAUUCUUUGCCUACUGCGGCGUAGGCUACCAAGGAAUGCAAAAGAACCCAGGUGCCAAAACCAUCGAAUCCGAUCUUGAAGAAGCGCUGUUCCUCUCCGGUGCGGUCCCGGAACAGGACCGCAACAAUCCCAAGCGCUACGACUGGGCCCGCUCUGCCCGGACUGACAAGGGGGUCAGCGCCGUGGGACAGGUUGUCUCGGGCCGGUUCUACAUCGACCCGCCUGGCCUCGUCGAGCGGCUUAAUUCAAACCUCUCAUCUCAGAUCCGGAUAUUCGGGUACAAGCGCGUGACGGCUUCGUUUAACGCCAAGAAGUUCUGCGAUCGGAGGAGGUAUGUGUAUUUAAUACCCGUUUUUGCGCUUGAUCCCUCUUCGCAUCCCGAUAGAGAGAGCGUUUUGGCUAGUUUGGGAUCUGGGAAUGAGCUCGUUAAGUGCUUGGAAUGUUCUGAGAGAGGCCGUAAGGUCGUAGGUUUAAUGGGUAGGCGUAUUUUUGAGCCUAAGGGUAAUGUUGAGUCAGGCAUUACGUCAAGCAGUGGGGAUGCUAUUGAGGAAUCCAAUAUCAAAGAGGAAAGUACGGCUUAUUGGGAAAAUGGUGAAAAUCAUAUGUUUAAUUCUGAAUCUAUAGAGGAAGCCAAGGUUGUAGAUGACAGUAGAGCUUCUGAAAUUGCUGCGGUUGAAGCUGAAAUUCCUGCCCAAAACGAGGAUACUGAUGAGAAAGUAAACCUGCAGAAGGGUGCAAAGGGAGGUGGGUUUUUUUAUGGUGAGAAGGAGAGGGAAAAUUUCAAUAGAAUUUUGAAGUAUUAUGUGGGGACUCAUAACUUCCAUAACUUCACCACCAGAACAAAAGCCGAGGACCCUGCUGCUCUGCGCUUUAUUGUUUCAUUCAACGCAAACACUACGGUUACAGUCCAGGGUAUGGAGUUUGUCAAGUGUGAGGUUGUGGGGCAGAGCUUCAUGCUUCAUCAGAUUCGGAAGAUGAUUGGGCUUGCCGUGGCUAUCAUGAGGGAAUGUGCUCCAGAGUCACUGAUAGAAAAAGCUUUGCAGAAGGAUGUCAACAUUAACGUUCCUACUGCUCCUGAGGUUGGUUUGUACUUGGAAGAGUGCUUCUUCACGUCAUAUAACCAGAAAUGGAAAGACAGUCAUGAAGAGGUGUCGAUGAAAGCAUAUGAAGAAGAGGCAGAGGACUUCAAAAUGAAGCAUAUAUACUCUCAUAUAGCCUCAACAGAGCAUAAAGAAGGAGCCGUGGCCCUCUGGUUGCAUUCUCUCAACAACCGUAAUUAUCCAGAUUUACGUGUCGUCGUCGGCAAUGAAGACAUGAGUGACGGGAGAUGUAGUGAAAUGGAGAACGCGGUCGAGUAAUUUGUUCUGUCAGGAAAUGGGAUUUGGAGUGCUGCUAGACCUUUUUUUUAUGUCUUUUCUUUACAAUUUUCGUGUACUCUAAUUUUGAUCACCAGUAGAAAAUUUCACACCCGUUGGAUGUUAUAACCAAACUGUGUAUUCUACUUUCAGUUCAUGGGGCACAGUUCACAUAAUGUUAAAAAAUUUUGGUUAACCCAUUUAUCUCCCUAUAUAAAUUUGAUAUUACGGCCAAGUUUGAUGGGCUUAGUAGAAA